UAAUGUUAAUAUUGAUAGUGUUAUCAUUUGCUUAUGCUCAAAUAUAGGAUGAACAAUAACUGACAAAUGCAGCUUGUGUUAUUUUUUCUAGAUACUAUUUGCAAUCAAAUUAAGAGUUAGCUGGAAGAGCUGUAGGAGAAAUGAUUCAAUUAUAAUAACUAACAAAAGAAGAUGCAGUGAUGUUUGCUGUUGCUUCUUUGGUUGAAUCCUGUUUAGAAAGUAUCUCUACUUAGGAGACAAUGGAGGUAAGGAUUAUAAUAUACAAUAGAUUAUUCAAUAAUUACAAUCAUAAAAAAUAAAUUUGGAAGCACAUUAACAUUUAGUUGAAAAAGCUGAUUUAAAGAAGUAUGGAUCAAAAAAGAAGAGCGCAAAAAAAAAUGAAAUUCUUAAGAUAAUUAAAUCCAUUGAUGAUAUGGUUAAUUAAUAAAAAAGAGAGCAUGAAGGAGGUGAUGAUGGAAAUGAUUAAUCAGAAACAGGAAGAAAAAGAUAAAGAAAUAAAGGUAAAUAAUAAGAAUUACCUGAUAUGUCUAUUUUUGAAUUGAAAGAAUGGUUAGUUCUAUCAUCAUUUGUUUUAGUAGGUGUUUUACUUUCAUAUAUAAGUAAAUCAUUUCUUAAAUUUUUAGUUUGUUGUGUUCCAGAAAGAAAGAAAAAAGAAAAAAAAGAUAAGACUAAAGUUAAAUCAAAAGAUUAAAAUGAUGAUAAAUUAUCACCUAAAAAGGAAGAAGAAAAUUCAUAAGAGGAGGAUGAAAGUUCUCCUAAAGAAGUUGCAGAAAAUAAGGAAAAAAAGAAAGUAGAAUGAGUGU
This is a messenger RNA of Paramecium pentaurelia, 803 nucleotides long. NCBI's taxonomy places the organism in Eukaryota, Ciliophora, Oligohymenophorea, Peniculida, Parameciidae. The record is from the annotation of a GenBank genome assembly.